Molecule: messenger RNA, 1520 nt
Organism: Glycine soja
Lineage: Eukaryota; Viridiplantae; Streptophyta; Magnoliopsida; Fabales; Fabaceae
Product: heavy metal-associated isoprenylated plant protein 39-like
Exons: 3
Coding region: 166-570 (134 amino acids)
Molecular function (GO): metal ion binding
Source: RefSeq, a predicted model, not a curated record
AAUUUUAUUUAUUAUGGCUAAUUGGCUAUAACUUCUACUUUAUUCUCUCUAUCUUUAUCUUUUGUCUAUAAAUAUUGCUCAAUCUCAGCUAUAUCUAUUACAACUUCAUUUGCAAUUGUCACCAAACAAUUAUUCCUUGGCUCUCUCAAGCAAGCUUUAAUUGCAAUGAAGCAGAAAGUAGUGUUAAAGGUGGAUUUACAUGACGAUAGGAUGAAGAAAAAAGCUAUGAAGAUAGCAUCUGGCGUUACAGGUGUUGAAUUAGUUUCUGUUAAAGUGAAAGACAAAAAAAUGAUUUUAUUGGGGGACAUUGAUCCGGUGAGUGUAGUGUCCAAGCUACGAAAGUGGUGUCAUACUGAAAUAGUUUCAGUUGGACCAGCAACAGUGGACAACAAGAAGGUUGAGCCAGAAAAAGAGGACAAGAAGAUCGAGUCACCAAAAGUAACUUUUCCUCUCGAGCUGAUCUCUGAAGGCUAUCCCCUUUAUAAUCAGAUGACACCACCUAAGUAUAGUUAUCAACAUUACUAUGGUACAAGUUUCGAAGAGGAUCAUAAUGGCUGUGUCAUCUGCUAAAUUUGUGAAUUUUUAGAAUGUGUUUGAUCAAAAGACAUCCUAGUCAUUUUGUUGUUUUUGUUUUGUAUUUUCCAUGAUCUAGUAUAUUGAAGACCACACACACACAUAUAUAUAUAUAUAUGUGUGUGUGUAUAUAGUGGGUCCAAGGGAGUGAAUAUGCUUAAUUUACUGCAUGUAGUGUGGUGCAUGAUUAAUUGACUUUGACAUUUUGUUGGUUUUGUUUGUAUUUUUCAUGUUCUAGUAGAUGGAAGACUAUAGUGUGUACAAUGGAGUAAAUAUGGUGUUCUGUGAGUUUGACUUUAUCAUUUUGUUGGUUUUGUUUGUAUUUUUCGUAUGCUCUAGUAGAUUGAAGACUAUAUAUAUAAAGUGUGUCCAAGUGUUAGCCCAUAUUUUCGACGAGCUAAAAUAUGUUCUAAGUAUGCAUUGGAUGUCGUCUCGAGGUUCGGAGCGUAUUACAGAGCAAGAGUCUGGCCAGGACCUGCUCGAAUCGAAAAGAGAGGAGAGUCUUUAAGAAGGAAUUCCCAGGUUCAAAGGAGUAUUUACGAAGUACAAAGCUAAGACAAGAAAGAGGACUUCGAGUUAUUGGGCAAUUCGAACUGGUGUAUGGACGAGUCGAAGUCGAGGCAGCAAGAGUUUUGGACUUAGCAUAAUUUCUGAACAAAUCUUCACUAAACCAGUUCGACUUCGAGCAAGAUGGAUAACCGUUCUAAGGAGCAGUUAUGUGCAUGUAAGAUGUACGUGGCAGGACACUUGGCAUUCGGAUAAUGUUCGACCGUUAGGGCAGUUUAUUUUCGAAUGUCUAUAUAUAGCAGUUUUAGUUAGUUUUUGAGGGUCGCAAAUCAUUUCUACAGAAUCCUUAUACACUCAAAGUAUCCAGCGCAGAGAGAAACGAGUACACAAGGAGAAUGUAUGUUUGUUUGUGAACCAUUUUAAGUUUUUGUAAACUUUAC